GGCGAUAUUACAAAUAUUUUACUGUAACUUCGAAAUGUAAGAAUGUUAUUACGGUUUCGUUAUUUAAGUAUGUGCAGUGAUUUAGUUGAUUUGAAUUCAUGUUAAGCUUAUGUCACACGUCGUAAUGUGAAUUUUUCUACUUCGUAACUGAUUAAUCGCUCUGCGAAAGCAAACAGUGGUUCCUAUAAAUUUUGUAUUUGCUUUUAAUACCUCGCAAUAAUGGAUGAUCAAGCCUGCCCAAGAUGCAAAACUACCAAAUACAGAAAUCCAUCAUUAAAAAUGAUGGUAAACGUUUGUGGACACACAUUGUGUGAAAGCUGCGUUGACUUAUUAUUUCUUAAAGGUUCUGGGUCAUGUCCCGAAUGUAAAAUUCCUUUAAGAAGAGCCAAUUUUCGUGUACAAUUGUUUGAGGAUCCUAUGGUAGAAAAGGAAGUAAACAUAAGGAAAAGAAUACUUAGAGACUUCAAUAAAAAAGAAGAGGACUUUUUAACAUUAAGAGAAUACAAUGAUUAUUUAGAAGAAAUUGAAACACUAAUAUACAACUUGGCUAACAAUAUUGAUGUAAUAGAAACAAAUAAAAAAAUAGAACAGUACAAAAAGGACAACAAAGAUCAAAUAACAAAAAGUAAAUCUAAGCUCGGUAGAUGCGAAUAUGAACUGGAGGAAAUGAUUGAGUUGGAGAAACAAAAAGAGGAAGAAAGAAGAAUGGAAAUAGCUAAAGAAGAAAUGGAAGCUAAAAGAAAAAAAAUUAGAGAAAAAGAAGCGUUAAUAGAUGAGCUUACAUUUUCAGAAGGAAAUGCAAAAAAUAUUGUAGAAACAUUUGCCUCUGCUAUUCAAGCAUCUAAAAAAGAAACAAAAGCAGCACCUGCUAAAGCUACACAGUUUAGUACAGGUAUUAAAUUUGGCAAUCAGGGAAGUCAGAAUUAUUUGCCCAUACCAAAGAUUGAAGAAGGUCCUCUAUACUCUUACACUCCUAUUAGACAAACAACUGAUGGUCCAACACCACCUGGUUGGAGAGAAUUACAAGCUCGUGGAUAUGUUUCUCAUGUGCGUGUUGAAUCUUCAGCAGAAAGGGCAGGUGGAUUUAAGGCACAUGUUGCAUGUUUAAGAGCUUUACAAGAAUCUAUGGCUGGUUUAUAUUAUAACCCUUCACAACGCCAAACAGAAUUUACAACUGUGUGAUCAUUAGACUGUUUUAAUGCCAAGAAAAUCAUAUCUGUAGUUUUGUACAUACGAUAAUAUCUAAUAAUUGAUUCGUUUAAUUAUCAUGUACGAAUCAAAAUCUCUGAUCAACUAUCACUGAAGCAAUACAAGUCAAGUUAAUUACACAUAUGUGAUAUAAUCAGAAGUUACAGGUACACGUGCCUUGUAUAUUUAUGUAAUUUUUAGUACUGCAUAUUGUAUAUCAUGGUUAUGACAUGAAAAUUAUACGACUGUAGUACCUGU
Molecule: messenger RNA, 1446 nt
Organism: Eufriesea mexicana
Lineage: Eukaryota; Metazoa; Arthropoda; Insecta; Hymenoptera; Apidae
Gene: Mat1
Product: CDK-activating kinase assembly factor
Exons: 2
Coding region: 220-1182 (320 amino acids)
Biological process (GO): nucleotide-excision repair; positive regulation of cyclin-dependent protein serine/threonine kinase activity; regulation of transcription by RNA polymerase II
Cellular component (GO): transcription factor TFIIH holo complex
Molecular function (GO): cyclin-dependent protein serine/threonine kinase activator activity
Source: RefSeq, a predicted model, not a curated record